AUGAUUGAGUCCAUGCGACUGACAGUCCCAAGUGCCUCACAUGAAGCUUACGCAGAAACUUGGGGUGAGGUUCUUUUUUGCUUGGAGUGUGUCUCCAAGUGGGCUGCGAGAGACGGAUCGUAUGGCGAUCGCGUCACCUUGCAGCAGAUGCAUGCGCUCCUGUUGUACGGUCAAUGGGAAGCAUGCCCUUUGGACUUAGAUCCUCACCCGAAGUUGCUGGGCUUCUGCCUGCUUCCCGCUGUCCUGCCUACGUGGCAGGGCGAGUGGGAAAAGAUGUUGGGAUGGGCGGCUGAACAUUGCAGCGGAAAGUGGACCAAGUGUCGGAAGCUCCUGAGUGUUUUGGCGUGGCAUUUGUCUAUGCGACAAGUGUGCCGGAAAGAAAUGGUCCGUUGCAUACCGAUUGUGGCAGAACGGAGUUUCGGUGAUGACUGCGAGUUGACUGCGCGAGGACAUGCCGCCGGCAGGGGAAUGACUGCGGAUGACUGCGGCUGCGCAGACUACCGUCCACGUAGGAAGGCGCGCACUACGUGUGCCGUCUCUGUGGCAAUGGGUACCCUGAGUCUUACCUGUUGGACGUGCUUAAACAUUCAACAGACGAUUCGUCGCAACCUUGGGACAACAGCCCCGCUGAGCGAGUUCACCACGGAAGAGACGCACUCUUUCUUUCAGAAGGUUGACGUGGAGGAACUUCCCCUCGGUGUCUACGAGGCACGGGGAUGGAAAACGGAAAUUGUGGAAAGAUUUCCGAAGGAAUGGAAUGCUCAAUACAACGAUUACAUCUACAAAGUUCCAGUGCGUACUAUGACGUGGGAAGAGGCCUAUGAGACUGUGAAGGAGACAAUUAUGCAAUUAGAAAAGGAAGCUGCCCAGAAAAGGGGUAAAAAAGACGGCAAAGGGGAAGCUGGGCCGAGCCUGGACUUGCCACGUGCAGGACCGGAGAGAAAGGAAGACAAGAGUGAGAAGAAGGCAGAGCGCGAAGCCGCUAGUCAAGCGAAAAAGAUUUCUACGGGAAAUCAGAAGAUUGCUUCGACAGCGGCUAACGCGUUGGGCCCCCUGAACUCGCUCGAAACAUCUUUGUCGAAAGUUCUGACCAAGGCUGACGCUGUGUCCCAAGAGGAUUCAGCUGCGAAGCAAUUGUGUCAGGAGACGCUCGAUAAAGCAAAGAUGUGGAAGCAGCGUGCACACGCCGCAGUGACGCGGCAUGAGCAAGACAAAGGGUCGGCAGGGCAAGUCGAAGCCUUGGAAACUUUACCGUUCGGGGCUACUGAGGUGAAGACGCUCUGCAAACAAGGCGCAGAAGCGACCAAGGAGUUGAAAGCGAGUUUCCCUAAGAGGGAAGCAAAGGCCAAAGCUGCCCCGAAGGAGGCUGCGCUGGCAGAGGGCGGCAAUGGUGCGGCCAAGAGACGACGCAUGAAAGGCCCCUGA
Cladocopium goreaui is the source of this 1425-nucleotide messenger RNA. NCBI's taxonomy places the organism in Eukaryota, Dinophyceae, Suessiales, Symbiodiniaceae. The record is from the annotation of a GenBank genome assembly.